Molecule: messenger RNA, 405 nt
Organism: Caenorhabditis briggsae
Lineage: Eukaryota; Metazoa; Nematoda; Chromadorea; Rhabditida; Rhabditidae
Exons: 2
Coding region: 1-405 (134 amino acids)
Source: RefSeq, a predicted model, not a curated record
AUGCGCUCUCUCAUCAUCUCCUCUGCCCUCUUGGUCAUCUUGGCACAAUGUGGAUAUCCGGUGGCUGAGAAUAGCUAUCCAACAACUCCAGGAUACCCAACUCCACCACCAUCCUACCAAACCCCGAAGAAGUAUCCAGUUGCUCCAACUUACCCGACCAAACCAUCCUACCCAUCCCCACCAGUGGAUUAUGCUCAAAAGCCAUCGUACUCCGCUCCACCACCACCACCAUCUCCAUCUGGGUACAUUUCCAGUGACAACGAUGUCGCUUCGGAUUCCGAGUACACCACCUACGCCCCAACUUCCGAAUACCGAAAACGCGCCAAAGCCCGUACCGCUCAAAACCGAAAGUUCCAGCGUCGCGCCCUUCAACCAAUCCGAAGAUUCCAGCAAAAGAAACAAUAA